Molecule: messenger RNA, 1626 nt
Organism: Anthostomella pinea
Lineage: Eukaryota; Fungi; Ascomycota; Sordariomycetes; Xylariales; Xylariaceae
Source: the annotation of a GenBank genome assembly
AUGUCCGAAGUCAAGCCUACAAGUCCCUCGCCCCCGUCCCCGUCGGCGGACGUCGAGAAGGGCAUAGAACCGAGCAGCCCCUCCAAGCUUCCCGACGUCGAUGACAUGCGCAAACAUGUAAUCAACAACGACCCCGACGAGGCCUUAAAGCUCGUCGCCGCCCACGGCGGAGAGGCCAUCGUGCUAACGCCCGAGGUGGAACGCAAGCUGCUGCGGAAGAUCGACCUUCACAUAAUGCCCCUCCUGUGCAUCGUCUACGGACUCAACUACCUCGAUAAGACGACGCUGUCGUACGCGUCCGUGAUGGGGAUCAAGGUGAGUCCUGAGACCGAAGACACGCACGCAACCGAGCCCCCUUCUGACAGGUCCGGGCUGUCAGUAACGCAGUACAACUGGAUAGCAUCGAUAUUCUACUUUGGGUACUUAUUCUUCGAAUGGCCGACAAACCGCCUCCUCCAGCGCCUUCCCCUGGCCAAGUACUCUGCCUUCAACGUCGUGAUGUGGGGGUUGACACUUUGCUGCAUGGCCGCGGUGAAGAACUUCGCCGGCGCAAUUACGGUGCGCUUCUUCCUCGGCGCCUUCGAAGCCGCCGUGAGCCCGGGCUUCGCCCUGUUCACCUCGCAGUGGUACACGGUGCGCGAGCAGGGUGCGCGCGUCGGCUGGUGGUUCAGCUUCAACGGCUGGGGCCAGAUCGUCGGCGGCUGCGUCGCCUACGGCAUCGCCGUCGGCACCGCUCGCAACCCCUUGCUCAUCAAGGGCUGGCAGCUCGUCUUCCUCGUCACCGGGUUCGCGACCGCGCUCGUGGGCGCGCUGUUUUUUUGGUUUAUGCCCGACAGCCAGCUCAACGCGCGCUUCCUGACGCCGCGGGAGCGCGUCCUCGCUGUUGAGCGCAUCCGCGUCAACCAGCAGGGCGUGGGCAAUAAGCACUUUAAGUGGUACCAGGCGCGCGAGGCGCUGACGGAUCCUAUGAUCUGGGCUUUUGUGCUUUAUAGUGCCUUUUGUUCGAUUCCUAAUGGGGGCAUGUCCAAUUAUUUCUCGCAGUUGAUUGUUUCGUUCGGUUUCACGAACAACCAAUCGUUGCUUUUGGGAGCGCCAGGCGGAGCUGUUCAGAUCAUCACGCUGCUCGUGUGCGGACACUUGGGCGACCGAUUCCGAAACCGCAUUUUGUUCUCUGCUAGCGGUGUUCUCCUGGCCAUCCUCGGCUUAUUCCUCAUCCGCCUCCUGCCCCUCGAGAAUAGGGGCGGGCGACUGGCUGGGUACUACCUGUACCAAUCAUCAUCGACUGGCUUCGUGGCACUGCUGGGGCUCAUCUCUACUAACGUGGCCGGCUGGACGAAGAAGACUACUUCAGCUGCGAUGUACUUGAUCGCGUACUGUGUUGGCAAUAUUAUCGGACCGCAAGUGUUCAAGUUGGGAGACGCGCCGUCCUACCACAGCGCGAUCACCACCGUGCUUGUGUGCAUGUGCAUCGCGUUCGCCCACCUUAUCUUCAUCUACUUCUGGUGUAGGCGGCAAAACAGCAUCAAAGCGACUAUUCGCGGGGGUCUCGGACAUGGGAAGGUUGAGGGUCAGGAGUUCAUGGACCUGACUGAUCGUGAGAACCCCGAGUUCAUCUACAGUCUAUGA